UUAUUAAAAAUUAGGUCAAAGAAAAUGAGCUAAAGAAAAAGGGAUGUAAUUUUGUGUAAAUUCGAAUUUUGGGACGAAUAUGGAGGUGAGAGACAAAUUCAAGAGUGGAUUGGCAAUAGCAAAAGAGUGAGGAACAAAACAAGAGAGGAGGAAAGGAAUGCCGAGGUGUCAUAAAAGCGACACCAAUGAAGGAGAUUCGGAUCAGAGAGGAGAAGCAGCAUCGGAGCAUCAGCAUCUUCUUCUUUUGUUUUUGCUAUUUACUCUAUCUACUUAAUUAAUUAAGAAUAUAAAAAAUGAAACAAACACUUGCAAAUGUCGCCACACGCGACGCGCCCAAUCUCCGUCUUCUCUUCUUCACCUCACUCUAUAAAUAACCACCACCACCAUAUCCAACGGUCUCUCCCUCUCCUCUCUUUUCAACUUUUCCAUCAGUCAAUCUAUUUCUUUCUUUCUUUUCUUUGCCCUUCUUUUCCUUCUUCAUCAUCUAAUCAAAUCUCCAUUCUUUUCUAUAAAAAGUUAAAACGAUUAAAAAAGGAAACAAGAAAAAAAGAGAGGUUAUUAUGGAAAUGGGACCUGACCUGACUGACCUUUUCGAAUUAUAAAAUUACGCGGCCUCUCUUUCUUUUAUUCUUUUUUUUUUUUUCGUUUGGUUCUCUCUUUCUCUCUCGUUUCAUGGCUAUUUGAGAGACAAGAUACAUUUUCAUUGACCCGUUGAGAGAGAGAGAGACAGACAGAGUGUGUGCGCGUGUGUUUGUAUUGUGUGCUGAAAUUUAGGGGUUUUAAUUCUUUUUGUAUUUAAUUUUUGGAGCUGAGAUUGAGAGAGAAAGGAAUUCGGAGGUAAAAAGAAAGAAAAGGAGAGGGAGGGGGAAACAAUGGCAGCGACGACAGCAUUUGAUUCUUUUGAUUGGUUUCUCUUCUCUCUGAGUAGAGCUUUUUGCAGUCCUUUCGCUAUUUUUAUUCAGAUCCAGGGAUGUUUUAUCUGCUUAGUUCUUGCUACUGGGUGGUUUUUUGCUGCUUUUGUGAGGAAUAGAGAGAUCAAGCGGAUGAAGAAUAGCAUGAGAGCUGGAAAUAGCUUCGCAUUUCUUUGUCAUGAUAUUAAUGAACUGGAACACUCAAAUCAGGUCAAUCUGCCUCGAGUUUCUGUUGUUAUGCCCUUAAAGGGGUUUGGUGAACACAAUCUACAUAACUGGAGAAGUCAGAUCACAUCUCUAUAUGGUGGUCCUUUGGAAUUUCUUUUUGUAGUGGAAAGCACAGAAGACCCUGCUUACCAUGCUAUAUCUCGUUUAAUACUAGAAUUUAAGGAUGAUGUUGAGGCUAGAGUUAUUGUUGCUGGUUUGGCAACAACUUGUAGUCAGAAAAUUCACAACCAGUUGUUUGGUGUGGAGAAGAUGCAUAAAGACACCAAAUAUGUACUAUUUUUAGAUGAUGAUGUUAGGCUGCACCCUGGGUCAAUUGGAGCCCUCACUACUGAAAUGGAAAAGAAUCCUGAGAUAUUUAUACAAACUGGAUACCCUCUUGACCUACCUUCAGGGAGUUUAGGAAGCUACUGCAUCUAUGAAUAUCAUAUGCCUUGUUCAAUGGGAUUUGCCACUGGUGGAAAAACAUUCUUUCUGUGGGGAGGGUGCAUGAUGAUGCAUGCUGACGAUUUUAGAUAUGACCGCUGUGGUGUGGUCUCAGAACUACGAGAUGGCGGAUACUCUGAUGAUAUGACUCUUGCAGCUAUAGCUGGGGCUCAUAAGAGACUUAUUACAUCACCUCCAGUUGCUGUUUUUCCUCAUCCUCUUGCUAGUGAUCUUAAUUUUUCAAGGUACUGGAAUUACUUGAGGAAGCAAACAUUUGUUUUGGAAUCAUAUACAACAAAGGUUAAUUGGAUAAUGAACAAAGCAUUAUUUUCUACCCACUGCUAUUUGUCAUGGGGGUUUGUGGCUCCAUACUUUAUGGCUAUGAUUCAUGUUACAGCAGCACUGCGAAUUUAUAUCCAAGGAUAUGCACGGGCUGAAACAGCCUUUGUUUCUAACGGGUUGUUACUGGUCACCUGCCUAACUGUGUGCACCUUUACGGAACUUUUCUCAAUGUGGAAUUUGACAAGGAUAGAAGUUCAGUUAUGCAAUUUGCUAUCCCCAGAGGCACCCCGACUCUCUCUUGCUACUUAUAACUGGGUCCUCGUCUUUAUUGCAAUGCUGGUGGAUAACUUCUUAUAUCCAAUAUCUGCAUUCCGAUCGCACUUCUCCCAGUCUAUAAAUUGGUCUGGCAUACGGUAUCACUUGAAGAAUGGGAAGAUAAGCAAGAUUGAAAGAAGCAAGGAUAAGGGUCCAAUUUACACAGAUUUAGGUGGAAAGAAUAUAUAUGGGAAGAAGGGAGCUCCUCCCAGAGCCUCUUUCCUUGGUUCUUUGGCAAAAAAUUUGGCACAAUGGCGACAACCUAAGAAAUUUGAUAGCUAGAAAUGGGUUUCAUAGAUCGAUAUCUUUGUUUUUCCCCAUUUAAAUAUCCAAUGGGCAGUUAGGGUUUUGGGGAACAAAAAUUCUUGGUGCAUUGUUGUGUAUUUUGGAUAGGGUUGGCUAGUAUCUAUUGUUGAUUGAUUUUUUUAGAGAUUUAGGAAUUUUAGUCUAUUUUUUUAAUCUCCAUUCAAUCAAUUUUUAUUCUUAAAGUUUAGGCUAUCUUGUCUGGGCUGAUUUUGUAAUUUUCAAGUGAUUUGUUCUGUAAUUUAUGUAUUUCAUACAGUUAAGAAAAUAUCAAAUGCGUAUUUCAAAAUUUUUAAA
Ricinus communis (castor bean) is the source of this 2759-nucleotide messenger RNA. RefSeq lists its product as uncharacterized. The transcript has 14 exons. Gene Ontology annotation, molecular function: ceramide glucosyltransferase activity. The record is from RefSeq and is a predicted model, not a curated record. The coding region runs from base 873 to 2441 and encodes 522 amino acids. Gene Ontology annotation, biological process: glucosylceramide biosynthetic process. Gene Ontology annotation, cellular component: membrane. NCBI's taxonomy places the organism in Eukaryota, Viridiplantae, Streptophyta, Magnoliopsida, Malpighiales, Euphorbiaceae.